UGGAACCAAUAAGCACUUCUUCUUUUCGCAUCGUUUAAGUACACAUACCUACAGGGUAUUUUUGAAAACUGGGAAUUUCCACCAUUGGUUUUUGAAUGGUGUCACAUUCAGCAUCAAUCUGACAAAAACAAGGUCACAGUUGAACAAAAAAAUGAACAACUCAUCGAAUCCCGAUUACCUUUAUGAUGAUACUGAUGACAUGUGCGAUUCAGACGAGGUGGCCCGGUUUGGAUCCAUUGUCAUUCCUUUUUUCUUGUCUGUUGUGAUCACUCUGAGCCUCAUGGGGAACAUUCUGGUCCUCAUCAUCCUGGCAUUAUAUGAAAACCUCAAGUCUGUCACCAACAUUUUCAUCCUCAACCUGGCCAUUUCUGACCUCAUCUUCACCACCGGUCUCCCCUUCUGGGCAAUUUACCACAUAUGGGGUUGGAUAUUUCCAGAGUCCCUCUGCAAGGCUGUGACUUUUGUAUUCUUCACUGGGUUUUAUAGCAGCGUUCUCUUCCUGAGCAUCAUGACAAUCUACAGGUAUCUGGCUAUUGUUCAUCCCCUCUCUGAGCUCAGCACACUGAGAGUCAGAUGUGGGAUUCUUGUGUCUCUUGCUCUGUGGAUAGUCAGUGCUGGAGCAGCCGUCCCCUCUCUGUUGUACUCCUCUAUCACCGAAAUCCGCCACACCAAUGAAAUAGACAAGGGUUGUGAGUAUGAAGACAUCCUGUGGGAGACUAUCGGUGUAUGCCAGCAGAAUGUUUUCUUCUUGGCUGCUUUUGCAGUGAUGGCUUUCUGCUACAUCCAAAUAUUGCUAAAAAUCACAAGAACAAGAUCUCAGAGGAGGAAGAGAGCGGUGAAGCUAAUAUUCUGCAUCGUAGCUGUGUUUUUCCUGGGAUGGAUCCCGUAUAAUGUAAUCAUCUUUCUGAAGAUGUUGGCUAAACAUGUGGUCCCACCAUUUGAAGCAUGCGAGACAAGUAACCAAAUCGAGUAUGCUUUCCAUUUGUGCCGACUCGUUGCUUUCUCACACUGCUGCCUGAACCCCAUUUUUUAUGCAUUUGUCGGUGUCAAGUUUAGAAGUCAUUUGAAGUUACUGUUGAAACGAGUGUCUAGUCGUCCAGCUCCGGUGGAAAAAGAACAAAUGAGGAUGCAACACCUCAUCUCACAGGGGUCAUUGUAUUAGUUGUCGUUUAUAUUUCACAAUUAAUUUUCUACCAUUCACAAAUGGAGUUCAAUGUUAUAUUGAUACUUAUGGUUAGGACUGGGCCAUAUGGGAAAAAUAUCAUCACAAUACUUUUUCCAUAUUGACCAAUAAUAAGGGCGGCUUAGUGGUUACCAAGAUUGCUUCACAGCAAGAUGGUUGUGGGAUUGCUUUCCAGCAUGCCCUUUUUGUGUGGACUUUUCAUGUUCUCGUGUUUGGGUGGAUUCCCUCCGGGUGCUUCGGCUUGCUCUCGCUUCCAAGGACACGCAGAUUCGGUGACUGGAGGUGCUGAUUUGUUUGUCUUGCUAUAUAUAUUGGUGUGGGUGUGUAAACUAAAUCAUUAAAGGUGUAUUCUGUUUUGAUUAGGGAAAAAAAUUACUUUUUGCUGAAGUCGAGUUAUUAUAAAGUACCUUUACAAAAAAGGGGUGUCUAAAAACAAGAUAGAAACCCUAAAUCUGAGGGAAAAGGUACUCAAAACAAGUCAAAUUAUCUGUCCAUGUAGCAAGAUCAUUUCACUUGACAAGAUUCUUGAAUUAAGACUGUUAAAUCUAGAAAUAAGCAUGUUGAACACUGAAAAUAAGAAAUUGGCUCUUAAAACAAGAUAAAUAUCU
Messenger RNA from Thalassophryne amazonica, 1791 nucleotides. RefSeq names its product chemokine (C motif) receptor 1a, duplicate 1 (gene xcr1a.1). Gene Ontology annotation, cellular component: membrane. Lineage: Eukaryota; Metazoa; Chordata; Actinopteri; Batrachoidiformes; Batrachoididae. Bases 152 to 1162 code for a protein of 336 amino acids. Gene Ontology annotation, molecular function: chemokine receptor activity. The record is from RefSeq and is a predicted model, not a curated record. The transcript has 2 exons. Gene Ontology annotation, biological process: immune response; G protein-coupled receptor signaling pathway; chemotaxis.